Trichomonas vaginalis G3 is the source of this 339-nucleotide messenger RNA. RefSeq lists its product as uncharacterized. NCBI's taxonomy places the organism in Eukaryota, Parabasalia, Trichomonadida, Trichomonadidae. The transcript has a single exon. The record is from RefSeq and is a predicted model, not a curated record. The coding region runs from base 1 to 339 and encodes 112 amino acids.
AUGACUGACGUCCCACCAACCGAGUCCAUUCCCAAACCAGAGGAACCUAAAGAACCACAACAGUCUCCUCAGCAACUUCAGUUCCAGCAAGUACCUCCGAAUUACUACCAAUUUCCACCUCAAGGUUACUACCCACCACAAGGCUUCCCGAACUACCCUCCUCAGCCUAUGCCUUACUUCCCCAACCCUUGGUUGUUCCAGCAAGCUCCACCCCAGCAAUUCCAAUUCCAAUCUCAAUCGAAGAGAGACCAAGACUUCGAAGAAGGUCUGAACCGCUUACGCAAAGAGUAUGCUACAGCUCCAAUUGAGAGAAAGUUGUUCCCGGACCAAAAAAUAUAA